UACUCGUUUAGUACAACCGAGAACUACUCGACGGUGACUUGCAUUUCUCGGUUCCGAUGCGAUCUACUCGGAAACUUAUCGGAUUUCGUUCUACGAAUUUUAGGUUUCGGCUGAACUUUUGUCACGUUCUAUUCGAGUAUUAGGGGCAGGGCUGUUUAGAUAGCUUCGAACUUGUAAAAUUAUCAAAUUCCAGCUACUCUUGAUACCGUCUAAACAUAGAUGUACACAUGUUGUGCGCAAAAAGUAUUCUUAUCGUGUCCGAGUACGUUCGCGAUUUCCUUGAACAGCAGAGAUAGUUUCGAUACUUUCUCGUUAAACCUUGAACGCUUCUGCUAUCAAGCUACCAUCGUUUGUAACCCUAAAUAAACAAACAAUUAUUGCGUACCCUUAUACGGUCAAUUAUGUCGCUUGCGCAUCGAGAGGGUCCGUUGAAAAAUCGAUUAAGUGUUACAUCUAAAGUUAGUAAGUCCACGACUGACCGUGAACUUUGAAUAUCGCAGAAAUAUAUCACGUGCGUCACAACACGAGAUCCAGUCAACUCAAAGGUGAAAAUUCGUGUCUGUUGUGCCAGUGAUAGCGACAACAAAAUUUUCCGUGUGAUAAAAAUCGACGUAUCGUGGUACGGACUGAUUUCAUUUUUCUAAAGGAUUUCCAUAUCUCUCGGAAAAAUGGCAAUGAACGCGGCGAGAGCGGUUCUUAAACAAACGAGAACCGCCUUGUUCAUAUGCGACGUUCAAGAAAAGAUCGUUAAGGCUAUAUCCGAUUUCGACAAAAUCUCGCAAAACUCGGUGAAACUGAUAAAGGCGUUAAAGCUCUUGGAAAUUCCUAUGAUAGUCUCCGAACAAAAUCCGAAGUCGUUAGGUAAAACGAUUUCGGAAUUUGAUAUUUCCGGUGCCAAAGGACCGUUCGCAAAAACUACGUUUAGUAUGUGUACACCUGAAAUAAACAAAGAGCUUUCUACAGUCUGUUCUGGUGAAAAACCAGAAGCAAUUAUCUUAAUUGGUCUUGAGACUCAUGUGUGCAUAGAGAACACAGCGAUGGACUUGAAACAAAGUGGAUAUGAAGUACACACUGUUGCAGAUUGUUGCAGUUCGCGUACUAGAGAGGAUAGAUUGCUUGCUUUAGAGAGGAUGAGAGGCAUGGGCUGUCAUAUAACUACUGCAGAGAAUGUUAUUUUUAAAUUAUUGGGAAGUGCAGAUCACAAGGAGUUUAAAAAUAUUCUACGUUUAAUAAAGACACCGUCAUUGUCUACAGGACUUAGCCCAAAAUUAUAAACUAUAAGGAAUAAAGACUUCAAUGUGCCAUAGUCGGUUCUCAUGACCAACAAGGUUAUAUUUUUAUAAAAAUUGUCCAAUUAUUAAAUACCACAUAAAGGUUCAUAAUUCUCGUUAGAGCGGUUUAUUCGUACAUUAAUACUUUUUAGGUAAAGAUACAAGAAUUAAGAAGAAACCUAACAAUUUAAUUUUUCCCAGUUGAACCAAAACCUCCUUCUCCUCUUUCUGUAUCAUUUAAAUUGUCUACCUCCUCUAAUUCUGGAUAAACAACUCUUUCACAAAUCAAUUGUGCUA
Messenger RNA from Nomia melanderi (Alkali bee), 1568 nucleotides. Its product is annotated as isochorismatase domain-containing protein 2. The record is from RefSeq and is a predicted model, not a curated record. Lineage: Eukaryota; Metazoa; Arthropoda; Insecta; Hymenoptera; Halictidae.